This is a messenger RNA of Sinocyclocheilus anshuiensis, 1760 nucleotides long. RefSeq names its product ORMDL sphingolipid biosynthesis regulator 1 (gene ormdl1). NCBI's taxonomy places the organism in Eukaryota, Metazoa, Chordata, Actinopteri, Cypriniformes, Cyprinidae. Gene Ontology annotation, cellular component: endoplasmic reticulum membrane. Bases 102 to 563 code for a protein of 153 amino acids. The record is from RefSeq and is a predicted model, not a curated record. The transcript has 4 exons.
UGUGCUAGCGGAGUGUGUGCAGUGAGUCAGCCUGCAGUGCGCGCAGCGGAGGCCGGCAGCUCUCCAGCCUGCAUCACCCGAACGCAAACAAGAAAAGCAAGAUGAACGUCGGUGUGGCCCACAGUGAAGUCAACCCAAACACCCGUGUGAUGAACAGUCGAGGGAUAUGGCUGACUUAUGCGCUUGGCGUAGGAAUGCUUCACAUUGUACUGUUGAGCAUUCCUUUCUUCAGUGUUCCUGUUGUGUGGACCCUCACAAAUGUUAUUCACAAUUUUGGUAUGUAUGUGUUUAUGCAUGCAGUGAAAGGCACACCAUUUGAAACACCAGACCAGGGAAAGGCAAGACUUCUCACACACUGGGAACAGCUGGACUACGGCGUGCAGUUCACAUCAUCUAGAAAAUUCUUUACAAUCUCACCAAUCAUUUUGUAUUUUCUCGCCAGCUUUUACACGAAAUACGACACAGCUCAUUUUGUGAUAAACACAGCUUCGCUUUUGAGUGUUCUCAUCCCCAAACUGCCACAACUCCAUGGAGUCAGGAUCUUUGGAAUAAACAAGUAUUAAGCCCAGUGUUCAGAGGGCACAGACCAACUCGGAGCUGUUGCCUGAUGUGGGAGAGGAGAUAACCCUUUGUACUUUGUACCGCAGUUGUGUACACUUAGCAGUUUUGUACAGUCUGUGUAAUUGUGAGUCUCUUUGUUUGAUAUAUCUUGAGAAAUUGUUGUAGGGACAAGUUAGGAGGACAAUUCCACAAGCAUUAAUAACUUAAGAUAUUUAAUGUGUUUUCGUUAGUUGUUUUGUGAUCCUCGUGGAUCUGGGCUGGCCCAGGUUUCAUGGUUAAUUUCUUUUUCCGUUAAUUAGUUUUUGUUUGUUCAAAUGUGCUCACAACACUGAUACACUAAGAUAGUUUUAUGCUUUUAGCGUCACUUCACAUUUCUGAAUACAUUCAUAGAUAAUUCCAUGAAUUGACAAAAUGUGUUUUUAAAAUCAUUUAAAAGCCAUGAAACCUUUCUGCUGUUUCGUUAAUGUUAUCAUUGCUUCAGAGACAAAUAAAAAGUCAGUUUGCAUGAUUUCCUGAAAAAUAUUUGUUCAUCACAAUACUAUGUGUAGUUUUGUUUAGUUAAUGUCUUACAGCUUAUAAGUGACAAUGAAAAAUAUUAACAUGAACAAAACUUUUAGGCUUUUAAGUACCGAGUCGACAUGAAAUCAAAAAUAGAACUUUCUUAAUUUAAUACAUAUUUCUGGUCUCAUUUUGCACAUUUUAUUGGUGUACAUUAUUUCAAAGAACAUUUCCUUAUAGAUUUUGAACUGCAUCCUCUGCCCUGAAACAAAACAUCAAGUUCUUCCCUACAUUUUUUCAUCUUCUGUUUGAAUCUGAAUAUUUCAAGUUGACUUUUAGCUCAAUUUCAGUAUGUCAUUUUAAAUGUCUGGAUCAUUACCAAGCUUCAGCAAGCCAUCAUGUUUCUUUGCUCUUUUCUGUCAGUAUUACUGAAGUUGAGAAACUGUAACAUAGACCCAUUAAACUAUUUGUAUUCUUCCACUUUCUUGUCUUUUGACAAUAUUCGCGAAGGCUCGACUGUGCCAAUUGUUUUGUCCUUUUGUUUUGAGAAAAGGAAUGAACAUAGUAUGUGGUGUGUUGCAUGACAUGCAGCAAACAAAUAAAACGUUGCAAAGUAUUAGAAACGCUGUUGUUCACUAGAGAAAUAAAUUGUGUGAAAUAUAAAAUACAUUUAAUGUAAAUCAUAAACUCGUACAAUCAUA